UGGUUUUUGUGGCAUAAAUUUUAACAAUGGCGUGGGGCAGUAGGGAUCAAAGGAAAGGGAUUUCGUGGAACUGUUUAAGGCCUUGAUCCGUAUCGUAAUAGGAGCUUUAUGAGAACCAUAAUCAUUAAAAUUGCACUUGGCUGAAAUUUCUCUUCUUUUGGGGAAAGAACACAAUCUGCCCCUGCUUGAUCUUUAUGGUUACCAAAUUCUGGUUAAUUGGACACUAAAAUUUGAAUUAUUGGAUUUAUUUAAUUGGAAUCAAAUAGCAACUUUUCUAUUAUUAUCUUUAUCAUUUAUUGUCGAGAGAAUUUGGUGCUCAUUUUGUAAGAUCAAAAUCUGACCUUAUGCUCAAGAAAAGCCAUAAAAUUUUGCGUAGGAAACAAGUUUUCUGGGAAUUCAGUGAUAACUAGGUGUCUGUUCUGAUUAGUAUUAAUAUGAGCGCCCCUCCUGGCUAGAUAUCAGUGUUCCCCGAUUCGCUCAGUCGCAAUGAAGAACCUAGUAGCGAGUAUAUUAAUAUUCGCUUGCUUGAUCGUUUGCCAGUCGGGAUCUGCACAAUUUCUGGAGCAGAACUGCGGUGUUCGCGCAGGAUCGGAAAGUUUGCUGAAGCCGAAAAUAAUUGACGGCUCUAAUGCGGAAAUAACUUCGAGUCCCUGGAUGGCAUAUUUGCAUACGUCUCCGGACUUUGUGUGUUCCGGGACGCUCAUUCACAAUCAGUUCGUGCUGACUGCUGCGCAUUGCAUUCGUGAUAGAGAAACGCUAAAGGUUCGCCUGGGAGACUACAACAGAAGGACAAGUACUGACUGCUCGGAAGCAGAAGCGGGCUGCCUUCCUCCAGCUGAAGAGUAUGACGUUGAUAUGGCCAUCAAAAAUCGUUUUUACAACAGAAAUGUGCAUCCGAACGAUAUAGGACUGCUGCGACUGGCGCGAAAGGUCCAGUUCAAAAUGCACAUUCGACCAAUCUGUCUGAUCAUGGAUCCGAGGGUAACCCCUAUGGUGGAGACACUUUCCUGGUUCAAUGCCACUGGCUGGGGCAAAACCAGAAGUGGUAGCACCAGCGCCGUUCUUCAGACAAUCACCUUGGACCGGUACCGUCGGAACGUGUGCAAUGACCAAUUCAGAGUAUCGCUGGCAACGAAUCAGUUCUGUGCCGGACACCGCACUGGCAACCUCUGCAACGGUGACUCCGGCGGGCCCUUGGGUAGAGUGGUAAAGUAUAAGGGCCUGGAGCGCUACGUCCAGUUCGGGAUUGCUAGCUACACCACCCGGAACUGUGUCGGCCCUUCUGUCUACACGGGUGUGGUCAGUCAUGCAGAGUGGAUCGCGCGUGUCAUAAAGCUGUUCAACAAUCCUGCUCCCACCAAUAAUCUACUAUCUAGCCAGAAAUUGGAAGGUCAAAAAACUAAUCCACUAUCCAGAAAGAAUUUGGAAGGAGAACGUCCAACCAGUGAGGAUUCAGAUGCCCAGAAAUCGGAAGAAGAAGCUCGCAAUAGUACCGAUAUAGUGGCCCAGAAUUCACUUUAUUAAUUUUUCUGAAAAAAUUUCAUUUGUACUGCGUUUUAAAACGAGAUAUAUAUAAUAAUAUAUAAUAAU
Molecule: messenger RNA, 1590 nt
Organism: Drosophila pseudoobscura
Lineage: Eukaryota; Metazoa; Arthropoda; Insecta; Diptera; Drosophilidae
Product: serine protease grass-like
Exons: 4
Coding region: 487-1524 (345 amino acids)
Biological process (GO): proteolysis
Molecular function (GO): serine-type endopeptidase activity
Source: RefSeq, a predicted model, not a curated record